AUGGCAACUCAGGCUCGAGCUCUUCAUUGCCAUCACUGGGUCUCGAGAGCGAUAAGAGUUGUCUGUUUGGUGUCGAGCUGUGGAAGUGUUAACCACCAGUUGAGGGACAAAACAUCGUGUGAUUCGAGCCAUACAUUCGCCACUAUUUGUCUGCCAAUCACUUCCAACACAUCCAACACAUCGUUCGCAAUGGAUUCGCUUCGGGAACAAGUGAUGAUCAAUCAGUUCGUGUCUGCGGCCGGUUGUGCUCGCGAUCAGGCCAUACAACUCCUGCAGUCCACGCACUGGCAGUUCGAGACGGCGUUAAGUAUGUUCUUCCAGGAGUCCAAUGCCUGCCAUUCAAACCCACACUUGAAAUCUGUCUGGUGUCUGACCCGUGAUAUGAAUCUCCGGUAA
This is a messenger RNA of Medioppia subpectinata, 396 nucleotides long. Lineage: Eukaryota; Metazoa; Arthropoda; Arachnida; Sarcoptiformes; Oppiidae. The record is from the annotation of a GenBank genome assembly.